UGGCACAACCUAGCUCGUUUCGAGGAGUAAAGAGGUCCGUAACUAAACAGUACCAUUUUGUCCAUUUUUCUUCGUCUGCAUCGACUAAAAUCAGAUGAAAAUGAUUAGUCGCAACGGCAUUUUCCUUGUGGCAUUUCUUGGCUUUUUCUCAGGAGUAUAUUCUGAUAUGAAAUGCCCUGGAAUAGCCAAGUACGAAAUCUCGUUUUGGUCGAUGUGGAGCAACGACACUCAUCCUAAUGCUUUCCCUGACAUGGGCAAAUUUUCUCCUUGGGUUGGCGCCUCUCACAACAUGUACUAUGUCAUGUGGGACGAGGGGAUGGAGGCUUCUAAAGGAGUGGAAGAUGUGGCUGAGAGCGGUAACUCAACCGAACUGGAGAAGGAAAUUAACAUGCAGAUCAUGUACAACAAGACUGCUUGGAAGCUGAUCAAGCAAACAGACGGACCAACAGAUGGUAGUGGUGCACAUAAGACAGGGAUAGAGGUCGAAGUCACUGCAGAUUAUCCUAUGGUAUCUCUUAUUUCCAUGCUUGCUCCCUCACCCGACUGGUUCGUGGGAAUCAAAGGCGUCAAUCUCUGUAAUGCUGGAAUGUGGCGAGACACUUGGAACAUUACUUCAUUGCCACCGUGGGAUGCAGGUACCGAAAACGGCACUAUGUUUAACACCACCAACCCGGAUACUAGUCCACGUGAAAAGAUCACACUCAUUACUAAGGACACGGCCGGCACUCCGUUUAUGGGUGCAAAUGCCAUCGCCCCUCUGGGUAGGCUGAUGUUCAAGAGGGUGGAGAAGCCCGCCGUUUACACAUGUAGUGGGGAACAGAAGUACCAGCUCAAGUUUGAAGGAAUGUGGAGCAAUGAAAGACAACCUGUCACGACUUUCCCAGCAGGUGCUCACUUUUCCAAACUGAUUGGCUGCACUCAUAAGUACAACUACAAGUUCUGGAGCCCAAUGACCAUGGCGUCCCAAGGGGUUAAGGAAGUCGCAGAAGCUGGCACCGAAGCUACGCUGUACAACGAUCUCACGACAGUGAAGGAUAAGGGUGGGUACGUGUACAGCGUGUUCAAAGCCGAUGACAAAACUGAACCCACCGCCACCAGAACCAUGAUCAUCACAGCUAAAGGCAUGUACUCCAAGGUCUCUGUCAUCGCUAUGAUUGCACCCUCCCCUGAUUGGUUCGUUGGAGUCGACAGUGUCGAACUCUGUGGAGACGAUGGUGAAUGGAAGGAUAGCGUACCGGCCAAGCCGUUGCCCGCGUGGGAUGCUGGGACAGAUAGUGGAACAACGUUCGCAGCAGAUAACGUGGAGACCAUGCCUAAGGACGUCGUCAAACAGAUCACUAAAGACAGCGACACGGAGCUGAUGGGGUCCAACCCCAUAAAAGAAUUUGCCAAGAUCUCAUUCGUGAAGUAUACAGAGUCUGCGGCCCACAGUUUGUCUGGAGGCGUUUCCGUCUGUCUGUCUGUUGCUUUUCUUGCCAUCUUACGUUUCCUGUAUUAGAUCGAUCUAAUAAAGGACACUAAGGAGUAUUCGGAAGCUAAUUUUCUUGCUCUUCAAUGUUAAAAGGAGGUUUGGAUAAUAGAGUCAAGUCUUAACUAUCCCAAACGUAUGAGUUGGCUGUCGAGUUUUAUCGUUCCCUAGCUGUGUUUAGGAAUGUUAAAGUUGACAACUGACAGAUUCGUCAGUAAAACGUUAGCCUAUACCAGUUUUCAAUUGUUGCUCGAGGCUGAAUUAAAUGAAAACUAGACUCGAAAAGGGUUCAGAUGUUACAGAUGGUCGACGAGAAUUGUCAAUAGCUUCCGUGACUAUCGCCAAUAUAUAUACACAUUCUCAAACGGCUUGGAGCCGAGAGUAUGCGAGAAUUGAGUUCAUCAGUGCUCCAAGCGAGUAAUAAGUCUCAUCAAUUUGUCAUAAAAGUUUGAGGAGGUUAAAAUCUUAUGAGAGCGAAAAAUUCCCACCGUAGAUUUUCUGUUAUUCAGCUUUCAUCCGCUUCUACACCCUCGAGCUAAACAAUUUCUUUUGUUUUAUGCUACAUGACUGGUUUAAGAUUUCUCCGGAAUUACAACAUGUUCUAUCUUCACCGUGUGUUUUUCCCUAUCUUAGUUAUAGACUUCAAGUUGAACCUCGCUUUUACCACUCUCAGUCAGCUGUUUGCCUCCAAACCUCCUCAGUUUCUUUGGUCUUUUUUUAAAUUUUUGUCAGUGAAACAGUUUCUUGUCCGUUUUUGCUGUUGUUUUUUAUAGCUCAUUUAUUUGCUGUAGGUGAAAGUUUUUCCAUGAAACGAAAUUAGGUGUAGUAUCCUAAGGUCUCACGCAUUUACUACUGUUCGAAAGUACCUGAAUUAUUUCUCAGUUUUUGUGCUAGGAAUCAUUCAAGUUCUGCGUUGUUCUCAGUCUGAAAACUGAACAAAUCCUAAAAACCGUCGGUAGCAACUCUGGUUUCGAAUGAAAUUUCAUUGUAACUAAGGAUGUUGUAUUUUUAUUGAGGCAUUUUUUUUUUAUAGUUGUACAUUGUUCCAGCAAUUUACGAAUAAAGUUUGUAAUGGCUUA
Messenger RNA from Orbicella faveolata, 2547 nucleotides. RefSeq lists its product as uncharacterized. The record is from RefSeq and is a predicted model, not a curated record. NCBI's taxonomy places the organism in Eukaryota, Metazoa, Cnidaria, Anthozoa, Scleractinia, Merulinidae. Gene Ontology annotation, cellular component: extracellular matrix. Gene Ontology annotation, biological process: cell adhesion.